ACAGAUCUUUUCAUAAUAAAUUUUCACUUUACUUUUCGUUUCUUCAGUGGCUUUGUUUUGUUGUUGAAUGGGGCGGAUACCGAUUCUUAGGGACUUCAUUGGGAUCAUCAAAGACAAAGCUUCUCAAAGCAAAGCAGCUUUGCUUUCCGAUCCCAAAACCCUAUCCCUCCACUUAGCCUUACUAAGAGCCACCACCCAUGACCCCUUCACUCCACCUGACCCAAGGCACUUGGCCACUUUACUUGCCUCCGGCCAUACCUCACGUGCCACCGUUUCCACCGCCAUCGAGGUCCUCAUGGACCGUCUUCAGACCACCCGUGAUGCCUCCGUUGCCAUCAAGUGUCUCAUCACUGUUCAUCACAUCAUUAAGCGUGGCAGCUUUAUUCUUCAAGAUCGGCUCUCUGUUUACCCUUCCAAUGGCGGCCGAAACUACCUUAAACUAUCCAAUUUCAGAGAUAAAACGACGUUGUUAACUUGGGAACUUUCCUAUUGGGUUAGAUGGUAUGCUUUAUACCUUGAGAAUCUGUUGCAAACGUCAAGGGUUUUGGGAUUCUUUCUAAGUUCAGCUUCAAGCAGUGUAGAUAACAAUGAAGAAGAAGAGGAGAAAGUAUCAUCUCUUACAAAUAGCCAAUUGCUUAAAGAGAUAAACUCUUUGGGGAAUUUGAUCGAACAGAUUUCGAGAAUGCCCAAUUCUUUGCAUACCAAUGGCAACAUAUUGGUGGACGAGGUUCUAGGAAUGGUGGGUGAGGAUUAUUUGGCAUCAACCAACGAGGUUUCCAUUCGAGUCAGUGAGUUUAAAGAGAGACUGAGUUGUUUGAGUGUUUUUGAGUCAGUUGAGUUGGGGUUUGCUUUGAAGAGACUAGAAGAUUGUAAAGAGAGAUUAUCAGCACUUGGACAGAUGAGGAAUGUGUUGGUUGAGACUGUUUGGGGUUCAAUAAGUGAAAUGAAGGAUCAAGUCGGGAACGAUGAAUUGUACGGAGAAGAAGGAAGGUUAAUGACUAUGGAGAGCAGCAAGAACAAGGUUAGCGAGUCAUCUCGGUACGGAGAGCGAGUUCUGAAGCUUGGUGACUCAGUUGACUUCUUUUCAGGGAGGUUUUCUAAGCUUCAAUAUUAAUUUUUUUUUUACGGAUUUAGCUUAGUUGGAAUCUGAAUAAUUGCAAUAUCUAUUUAAAAAAAAAUCGUUAAGAAUUUGUAAGUAUAAUUAUCUAUUUGAAUUUGGUCAUUGGCUCAAAUAAUUACCUUUUGAUUUUAAAAUUAUAUAAUAACAUUAUUUAAAUAUUGUUCCAAUUAUUUUGAUUUUAAAGAUUAAUAAAAAUAAAGUUAGAUAUUAAAAUUAUACACAAAAAAAUCACGAUUUUUUUCAUAAAUAUAAUAACAUUAUUUAAAUAUUGUUUCAAUUAUUUUGAUUUUAAAGAUUAAUAAAAAUAAAGAUAUUUAAUUAUGUUUUAUAAUGAUUAAUUUUUUCCUAAUGAUUAGGAUAUAUUCAAAUAAUGAAAACUAUAACCAUAAUUACUAUGGUUAAUUAAUAUAUAAGAUAUGAAAAUUUAUUUCAUUUAGGUUUUUUAUCAAAAUAAUAUAAAAUAAUUAAUUAUAAAAAUGUAUGAAAAAUAAAUUAAUUAUAAAAAUAGGUAUUUGCUACAAUGUUUGAUAACAUAUUGGCAACACAAAAUUAAAAUGUGAUGAUUUAAAAUAUUUAAGGACCUGAUAUGUAAAUUUCCCGUUUUGGUUGUCACUUAAGUUCUUUGCUUUUCCUUUCUUUUAACACCACAAAAGUUAUUUAUUUUGCGAAAAUAUUUUCCUUACUAUUCUGUUAUUCAAAACUCACUCUUUUCGUCUGUUUUCUUUUUUUUACUUAUAAGGUAUAAUAUCUCAUUUCUCAAUUUAAAUCAACAUAAAGCAAUUUUAUUUUUAUUUAUGUUUGCUUCUAAUUUGUUCAUAUUUGAUUAUAUAUAUCUUAAAAAUCAUCUCUGUAUUUACUUCCUUUGAUAUCUCUCACCAACCCUACAUUAACCCCAUUUUUUUUAUCUCAAUAUUCCUUUUGUCCGGGUUUUUCCCCCUAUCUUUUUCAUUGAAGACUUUUAAUAUUUUUAAUUGAUAAUGGGUGCAGUAGAGCAGAUUUUUAAUUCGAGCAAAUAAAAAAGGAAAUGACAAAUAUCGACAUUGAUGGGAUCUUGGAGGAGCUUCCAAAUAAUCGUCGUUUCACCAAAACACUCUGGGUCUAGUAUCGCGAUUGAGACCUAUGAUCGAGAAGCUGCUGAGGGUCGGCAUGAACUCGCUUCAAUUUCAUCCGUGGCAGCCAUGAAUAUCACCAGGAGACCUUGAACAAUCUAAAAAAAAAUCAUUAUUUUAUUUAUUUUUGGUGUUAAAGGGAAAUAAAAGAAAAUAAUAAAUAAGGGGGUUUAUGGAAUAAUUUACCUAUUUCAAGUUUGAUGCCGCUAAACUACCAAGCCGCCAACCAAAAUAGAAAAUUUACAUAUCAAAUUCCUGAAUAUUUUAGGUCAUUAUAUUUUAGUCUAAUGUUGCCAAUUUGUCAAAUAGCACCGUCAAAACACUGUAACUAAGGCUUAUUUUUAUAAUUAAUUUAUUUUUCAUACUUUUUUAA
This is a messenger RNA of Gossypium raimondii (Peruvian cotton), 2602 nucleotides long. RefSeq names its product putative clathrin assembly protein At4g40080. Gene Ontology annotation, biological process: vesicle budding from membrane; clathrin-dependent endocytosis; clathrin coat assembly. Bases 68 to 1114 code for a protein of 348 amino acids. The record is from RefSeq and is a predicted model, not a curated record. Gene Ontology annotation, molecular function: clathrin heavy chain binding; 1-phosphatidylinositol binding; SNARE binding. The transcript is spliced from 2 exons. Lineage: Eukaryota; Viridiplantae; Streptophyta; Magnoliopsida; Malvales; Malvaceae. Gene Ontology annotation, cellular component: clathrin-coated pit; clathrin-coated vesicle.